Caenorhabditis bovis is the source of this 876-nucleotide messenger RNA. NCBI's taxonomy places the organism in Eukaryota, Metazoa, Nematoda, Chromadorea, Rhabditida, Rhabditidae. The record is from the annotation of a GenBank genome assembly.
AUGCUGUUCGACGAUUUCGCUGAUCUCGAUUUAUCCGCUGAAGACGAUCCGCCAUUCGAUUACUAUUCGAAAAAAUGCAAAACCUUCAUCAAAUGGUGUAAACUGCCAGCCGAGGUUCAACAAUGCGUCAUUUCUCAAAUGGAUUUUUUCACAAGGCAUGUGAACCCGCAAACAUAUCAGAAAAACCCGAAAGUUUGGUUUGAAAAUACCGAUUAUUAUCAAAAAGGCGUGAAAUUCUUCGAGGAGCUAAUGAAAAGAGCUAAUUAUUCGGUGCAAGAUUGCACUAUUGAAAUGGCAUUGAAUAUGCUCACCGAGCAGGUCAAUCGAUUGGCGUUGCUAGAUACCGAUCAAAACGAGGAUUCCUCAUAUAGAACUUGCUUGACCCCGGAGAUUUUAAGUCAUCCUCAGAUUCAAAACGCCAACCAAUUCUAUUUUUGGGCAAGCUGCAAUUUUACGGAAGAGCUAUUUUUAAGCGCAAAAGCGGUGCACAUGACCUUCUUUUCUUCAACCGUUAAUAAUGAAAUGAUUAAUAAGUUCAUAAAGAGAUGGAUUAAAGGUGACGGCCCGAAGGAUUUCGUUAAAUUGAGCAUUUGGUACCGAAAUUCCUUCAACAAGGAUGAGAUCCUCAAAGGAAUUUUUCAUCGAAAUUGGGAUGAUGCUUUCGACAAAGAAGCUGGCGGAUUUUGCGACGAUUUUGAUCGCGUCAUCGGCGGCCGAAAUUGCGCACAAAUAAUGCAGAAUAAGGGGAAACAAUCAGCGACGCUAAGAAUUUCCGAUGAUAAUCUUAUCUUUAUAGUCACUGGAAAAUACUGGGAGCAGCAUAAUAUAUGUGGACUGCCUAAGAAAAACGGUCUGCUUAAUAGGUGGUCUAUUUAA